AUGCAAAGCACAGAUCUCUUACAAACAGAAGAUGGCAAAACUUCUUCAUCUCCAGUCUUAAACACUCUCGUCCAAUCUCUCACCAGCGCCCUCAAAUCAUCUCCCACAAAAACUCGUUCAAUUGUUUCAAAAAACACUCAGCUCCUCAAUAAAGAAAUAAGUGACUUAAAAUCCUUAAUAGCAGAUCUUACCAAUGAAAACAUGCAACUCAAUCAAAAAAUUCAAUUUUUAACGUCUGAAAACGCGAUGAUCAAAAAAAUGAACGCAGAAGCAGUUUUGCAUUUCCAAGAAAAUGCAUCGACAAUGAUGAAAAAAAUGCGUGAAGAUAAAAGAAAAUCGCCAAAUACAUAUCAAAUUGAAGAGCAGGUAGAUGAUAAAAUUAAAUACUUGGAUGAUCUUAAUGAAAAAGUAAAAACCAGUGUUAAAGACUUAGAAGAUGCCAAUCAAAAAAGAUUAAAAUGUCAUGAAAGUGAUUUAUUAAGAAUUUUUAACGCCAGACUUGAUAAAGCUUAUCAAGAAUUUGAACAAGUUAAGCAGUCAAAAGACAAGGAUAUUGAGCUUCUUUCAAAAUCUGGCCCUUGAAGACAAAUAGAAGAACUCCAAGGAACUGUAGGGAGAAUAGAAGAUUUUAAUAGACAACUGAUUGAUGAAAACAAAGAGCUUAAAUCAAAAAUAAAAGACCUGACUUCUGACUUAGAAACAGCCAACGUUCAAAUUAGAAAAUUAAAAAUCACUAUAAUGAAAUAUCAAAAAAAACAUACUGAAAGUUUAGAUAGCAGCCCAAAUUCAAUGCUGACUAAAUCUCAAUUAACAAUUAAUACUGCAAGAUUAAGGUCAAACUCUUCAGUAAUUACUGAUCCACUAAUACAAACUAUCCAUUCUGAAUUAAAAUCUGCACAAAGUCAAGUAAUUCUCCUCAAAUCAGAGCUGGAAAAAAUUAAUUCAAGGAGAACUGAGCUGGAGCAGAUUCUUGAAGAAUGUCUCAAUGACGUUACAAAAGAUGUAGAAAAUCUGCAAGCUAGAAAAGGAAAAUGGCCUGUUUUAACACAAACAGAAAGAGAGCAGCUUAUUGGUAUGCUAAUUUCAAAAUCCAGGGUUAUUGAGCUGAUUCGAGAAAAAUCAUUCCCAAAGCUGAGUUUGGGGCUUUCUCCUCAGAAGUGGAAUUCAAAUCCUAAAAGUGGAAGCCAGUCAAGCCGAGACUUUUAUAAAGAGGUGCUGCCAAAUUUAGAUAGAAAAGUCCAUGAUUUAGGCUCAAAGCUGAUGUCAACUUAA
Blepharisma stoltei is the source of this 1272-nucleotide messenger RNA. The record is from the annotation of a GenBank genome assembly. Lineage: Eukaryota; Ciliophora; Heterotrichea; Heterotrichida; Blepharismidae.